Molecule: messenger RNA, 2444 nt
Organism: Leopardus geoffroyi (Geoffroy's cat)
Lineage: Eukaryota; Metazoa; Chordata; Mammalia; Carnivora; Felidae
Gene: PRELID3B
Product: PRELI domain containing 3B
Exons: 6
Coding region: 220-804 (194 amino acids)
Biological process (GO): phospholipid transport
Cellular component (GO): mitochondrial intermembrane space
Molecular function (GO): phosphatidic acid transfer activity
Source: RefSeq, a predicted model, not a curated record
GGGGCGGGGUUUCGUUGCGCCGCGCGCAAGACUGGGGCAAAACCCGGGCCGGGAUAGGGCGUGGGGCAGCGCGUCGGGACGUCCCUCGCGUCGGGCCCGACGGCGCGUGCGCGCUGCGCGGCCGGCGGGGAGGCCUGGGGGGCGGGGCGGGGGCAAGUGUGGCUUUUUUGCCUCAUUGUCCCCUAGCGCCGCCCGGACAUCGCGCAGGCUGCCGGCAGCAUGAAGAUCUGGACUUCAGAGCACGUCUUUGACCACCCUUGGGAAACCGUUACAACAGCUGCAAUGCAGAAAUACCCAAACCCUAUGAACCCGAGUGUGGUUGGGGUGGACGUACUGGACAGACAUAUAGAUCCCUCUGGGAAGUUGCACAGCCAUAGACUUCUCAGCACAGAGUGGGGACUGCCUUCCAUUGUGAAAUCUCUUAUUGGUGCAGCAAGAACAAAAACAUACGUGCAAGAACAUUCUGUAGUUGAUCCCGUAGACAGAACAAUGGAACUUAAAUCUACUAAUAUCUCAUUUACAAACAUGGUUUCAGUAGAUGAGAGACUCAUAUACAAACCACAUCCUCAGGACCCAGGAAAAACUGUUUUGACUCAAGAAGCCAUAAUCACCGUGAAAGGAGUCAGUCUCAGCAGUUACCUUGAAGGACUAAUGGCCAGCACGAUAUCUUCAAAUGCUAAUAAAGGCCGAGAAGCGAUGGAAUGGGUAAUACAUAAGUUAAAUGCCGAGAUUGAAGAAUUGGCGGCUUCGGCGAGAGGGAGCAUAAGGACACCGAUGGCAGCGGCGGCAUUUGUAGAGAAGUGAGGAUCGAAGCCCCCACGCCCGCCCCAGGUCUCUGCAAGCUGGCAGUGUAUUUAUUUGAUAUUUAAAAAAAUAAAACUCUAUUUUAGGUAGGAUUUUUUUUUUUUUUAUUAAGCUGAAGGAAAGCUAUAUGACUUUGGAUCAAAACAAAGAGGUGCGGGGUUUCUAAAUACAAGGGAUCAUCCAGGAGUAGUACGGUUUGAAGUGACCAUCUGAUUGUGAGGAUUCUAGUAUUUAUGUGAAAAUUUAACAAUUUUUGAAAAGUACUUGGAAAAUCUCAUUGGCGCGUUAAAUCUCCCUUGAGGUAGUAUUUUAAAGCUUUUCGUGCGUUGGAACUCUACCUAGCUUUGGACCAACCCCAGAACAAAGCAGAGCCGUCUAAGUUCACGCAGUUACCCCGCUGCGGUAAACUUCGCGAGCUGGCGUGAGGGGGUGCUCUUUAAAAGGAGAAAUGACAUAGUUUUAAAAGGACAUGCUAAUUUGUGUAAAAUAACUUGCUCUGCUGUAAACCAUCAUUAAAAACUCACAGUGUUUGGUUUUGGUACUUAAAUGACAUUUUCGGAGUGAAAAUUAUCACUAAAAGAAUACAUGACUCCCAACAGCAACAGAAAGGAUUUCAUUGUAUUAAAGAGUACUGUGUUAAUUUGCCAAAGUUUUGUAACUUAGGGAAAGGUAUUACCUCCCUUGGAUUUGUACUUUAUGACUUGGCGUGCUCUCCCGUGGGCUGGUGAUGUUCACUGAAAAAAUAAAGUCAUUACCGAAAUCCUGCAGCACUCCAAACUGAAACAGAACAGCUGUACACAUCUUCUAGCAUUUCACAUUUGCCUAACUUACAAAUUGCCGUGUGUCAGAAUCCUGGCUCCGGAAUUGCUAAAGCAUGAUAUAUCAGGUUAUUUGAAUAUAAUUACUUUUUGAGGUACUUGUGACCACAAAACAUCUUUUUUACAUGAAGAGCUGUACGUCAUUUGAAAUUACUCAAACCAAUGUCUUCCUGAAGCAUAAAUCCCGGGUACUCAGUGUUUUUAGUAAUAUGGUGGGGGCGGAGGGGAAGAAAAAAAGAAUAAUAAUGAGAAAAGAAGCAUUGACCUAAACCAACCACUAUGUGAAUUGCUUUGCAGCUUUUAUUUAUGGGAAAUCCUUACUUUGGAUACCACGGGGCAGCUGCGGUCUGAAGACGUAUUUCCCAUUUUGUAGGCAGGCAGUUCCCAACGAGUAAAUAGUAUCUUUGGUACUUGGAGUUGUUGCAUACAGAGUAUUUUUCUUAGAAGGUGAUUAGUUCUUGUCUUUAUUUUACAAUGCUUAAUGGAAUAAACGCCUCAGGUUUCCUGGAAAAGAAACCAGUUAAUAUAUGUACAUAAACCACAGAAAUACUAUAGCAAACUAUUUAAAAAUCAGUGUUUUUCUACUCAAAGUAUUGUUUAGCUUAAGACUUCUUAGGACUUUUGUAAAAGCAACUGAAAUCCGAUAAGGUUUUUGAUUAUUUUUUGUAACCGGAGAUGAUUUUUACAAUUGAAAUAACAUUUCAGUUAAACAAAACAUUGGAAAAUAUUGAUAUUUGAUUUAAAAGUUGCCUUGUAUAAUUUCUGUAAAUUAUACUUGUAAAAAGUGUAAUGCCCUAAUGAUAAAACGAUUUCUGAACAAAA